CAAUCGCAGGGUGGGCGUGGGCAGCGAUUGAGCAUUCAGGAACACCAACAUUGUACUUACUGUACUGACAACUUUCGGCUUUUCCCAAGACGCCAUUGAAACUUCAAGAUGAAGUGCACAGGUUGUGGCCAUGUUGCGUUUGAGAAAACGGCUAGAUUCUGCAGCCAGUGUGGCCAUCAGCUAUCUGCACAACCAGUCACCAAGGAGCCAGACAACACACUGGAGAGUGUGAAUGAGAAGACAGAAAUGGAGAGUGAUGUGUCAACCCUGAAUAACCGGGAAACUAACACUUCUCCGAAGCGGCCCAAUGAAGAGCCCAACAGCAACCCUAAGAAAAAGAGAAAAAAGAGGAAGAGGAAGAAGAAGGACGGCAGCCCUGGGUCAUUGGACUCUGACCAGCUGACCUCUGACCUGUCUGACAUCUCCCUUGUGGGCAGCCAUGUGAAUAACAGGAAACAGGAAGUUGCGGAGUCCUCCGACAGCGAUGCCAGCGCCAUGGACGAGACACCCAACUCACUUCAUGACACGUCUGCCUUAGUGGAGAAACCAGCCAGUGCAUCAGCAUCAUCAGCAGCACCCAGUACAGUCAGUCCAUCUGGGAACACGUCUGACAAUCAAGAUCCUCCAAGCACUGCCUCAUCACAGCCUGAGGCCAGCGCAGAGAGCCAGCCUGCCGCAGGGAAAUAUCAACAGAGCAGUGAAGAGAAAGACCUAUCUCAGUCACCUACAAAACAGACCUCCAAGUCGGCUCCGAAUGACACUCCUGCCUAUCUCACCGACUCGGCUGGCAAAUCCACCACCACCAUCCCUCCUCUUCAGUCAUCCUCAGUGGUAUCGGCGAAGACCACUGACCAGAAAGCUCCAAAGGCUGCUGACGCGAAGACCGCUGUCCAGAAAGCUCCGAAGGCUGCUGACGCAAAGACCGCUGACCAGGAAGCUCCAAAGGCUGCUGACGCAAAGACCGCUGACCAGGAAGCUCCAAAGGCUGCUGACGCAAAGACCGCUGACCAGGAAGCUCCAAAGGCUGCUGACGCAAAGACCGCUGACCAAGAAGCUCCAAAGGCUGCUGACGCAAAGACCGCUGUCCAGAAAGCUCCAAAGGCUGCUGACGCAAAGAGCACUAAGAACAAGAAAGACGUGGCCAACUCAAAGCAGACGAACCUGGACCAGAAUGCGAACGUGAACCAGAAUGCUAAGCAGAACCAGACCAGACAGGACAAACAGAAAGGGACAGAUGAUCAGCAGAACCAGGACUCGAAGCAAACCACCGCUGGAAAUAAGAUGGUGUUAGGCUCUCAGAAGAAAUCAGAGGUGGAGAGCAAAGGCUCCAGUGUGGACCCACAGGUGAAGGUGGAGAACAUGGAGGUCCAGCAGCAGCCUUCCCGUGGGGGAGGAGACGCCUCCUCACCUACACCACAGAGCCCAGGCGUCAAGAAAGAGAAACAGAAAGACAACAAAAGCGACGACUCUGAAACCAAGGGUCAGGAUGUUCCACCACCAAAAAGGAUCCUUCCAGGGAAAAAACAGGUCUCUGCAAUUGAGAGACUCACAAUCUAUUUCCACGCUGUCCUCUCAAAGGAUUUCAAGCUGAACCCGGACGAGGACCGCAUCUUCAUCAGGGCUGGGGGGAACAUUGGGAACUGGGAUACCGAUACCGUUGAGCUCACUGUGUCUAAGAAUCUUGGAGAGCAUGGGUUCCUAGUCGAAGGGAGCUUGAUCACAAGCAAAUCUAAUGCAACCGUGUCCAUACCAUACAAGUACCUCGUCUACAAGCUUAAAAAGCAAAAGUACGAGUAUGAGUACAUAUACAAACUGGAUUCUACCUACCCCACCACCAACAGAUGUCUUUUUGUCAAAUCCCAUCUGCUUAAUGAAGAAGGGGACUGGCAUCAGUAUGAUGACAUCAUCUGUGUGGAGCCAUCCAAGAACGUGCUCAAGCGGCUUAAAGACGCUUUUUGGUCGGAUCAAAGGAAAAGUGUCAUCGAAGGCCGAGAAAUCGCAGGGAAGAUUAUGCUGGAGAGUAUAUUUGACCUCCUCAGGAGCUGGACUGACAUUAACUUCAAGAGUUUCCUCAAUCAGCUGAAUCAGUUUUACCAGAUCUAUGGGAACCCGUUUGUCUAUGAGGAGACACACAAGAAAUGGUACUCCUUAGACUACGACGAAAAAGAUGUCAGGAAGCUGCUGAAGCAGUUCAUGCUGGAUAACGUUGUUCCUCAGCUGCAGAAGGAGGGUGAGGGGAAAAGCUGCUUCAUCCAGGACCCCAUGAGGGCAGCCGUGGUCAUGCUGUACGUGUGGAAGCAGUUCGGCCUCAGGCUGGACCACGGAGAGUCCACCCGGCUCUGCACCGCCCUGUGCUUGCCCAAGCUGCCCAAAGACUCCUUCCUGCAGUACUGGACCGACUUCGCCCAAGCCGUCUCCGGUCUCAAAAACUUGCCAGACAUGUUGGUGGCUCUGAUCAACAGUGUGAAGACUGAAGGGCCCCGGUGGAUUUUGGUGCUCCCCCUGCUCCACCUCCUCAAAGGAUCCUCCAAACCGUUCACACCCAUAUCUACCACUGUCACCACCAAGUACGAGCAGUCCUGGGCGGGCCUCCAAGGCCUCAAAGCAGACAAGACACUCAACAGCCAGGACAGGAGAGCGAUGUUGAAUCUCAUGAAAAACAAUGGCCAUCUGGUUGAGAUGGACAGACUAGUGUCUCGGUCCUGGAUGUGUCUGCUGCCCAUAGAGGACCUGAUGGAAUGCAGCGUCCUCAUCAACGUGGACCUGCUGGACCUGCUCCAUGUCUUCACUCUGAGGGCCCCUCAAGAUGUCACCUAUAGCAACAAGCAGUAUGUGUCAGACACUCUCUCACAUAUUCAAAGCAAUCUCAUCGAGGAGAAAUACAGUUGUUUUAGUGAGGCGUAUGGCAGAGAAUGCUUGGCAACAGCAGUGAAACUUUUUGAGAAGAUCUGCAAAGGAGUCCGAUCCACUUCAACCAACACUCAGAACUUCACAGACAUCCCUGUGGCAUGCAUGAACACGGUUGUGUCUGUAUCUGAGUUUGCCCGGGCCUUUGAGUCACAGGCAACUAAGGACGUGGAAAGAGAGCAUAUUCAUGCCAAGGAGCUGGAGCUGCUAUCCGAGGCGAUGGUGAUCGUCAGAUCCUGGAUCGGCAAAACCUUCAGAGACCGGUUGCUGGCCAGGGGUAUGACCACCUUGUACCUCAGUGUCAAUGUCACCACAGAGAUAGAGAUGUGGAACAACAUAAUCUCUCUCAAGUUCGCCAAUGACGAUUUCACAAAAGAAUGGAGACAAACGUUCACUAGGGACUUGGAGGGCAAACUGAAACAGGAGUCUCCUCUGGAUCAGAUAGAGAUCUACUGUUCCAAGAUUGAGGUCCUGAAUGAAUCUCACCCUCACGUAGCCAAGAGUAUCGAGAAAUGUGCCCUGGAAGCUGUCACCUCACUGUGCCAGAGCAAGUCUGAGGGUAAACUCUUUGACCGGUUGAAGAUAAACUGGAAGUUUGGCAAACUCAUCUCAGCCAUCAUCCAGAAGUCCUGGCCGAGAAACGAGCGUGGUGAUUACCACGAAGACGAAGACGUGGUCUUUCAACACCUGCUCUCCUGGACAGCCGCCAAGAACAUCUUCCAGCUACACGGUGCAGAUGAAAAGCUGAUUGAGCAGCUCUCUGAAGAAGCCAGGGACAGGAUGGCCGUAGCUAUCUCGUCCUUCACUGCCAUCUCCAACCAGCUGGUCCACGGAAACAUCCGGAUCAAACUGCUCAACUCCGUCUUGGAGAAGAGGGAUACCUUCACAGAGCUGCUGAAAAUAGACUGUCUUUCGGAGAAUGAGCGCUACAAGGACAGCGCCCCCAUGAAAAGGCUGCUAAUGUGUAGGCAGGAGGAGGUGAAAGCUGUCUACCAUGAGAAGGAGCUGGUGGAAGUCCUGCUUACUAUGAGCCGCAAACUACAGGAACAUGUCGUAGUUCAAUUUGAAGGCUUGGAAGCAAGACUUCAGACCAACAUUGAGGCAAUGACCCUUGACCAAUUCAUGGAGGUCCAUGCAUUCGAUCAACUCUCUUCUCCAACGGACGGUGUAGUCACCUUCUUCGAACUUGAGGACGACGUGAGAGAGAUGGCAGAGGUUCUGCACAGAUUUAAAGACAGCUACAUCUUCAAGUUGUGCUGGGAGACACAGGCCCAAGACCUUGCCAGAGGAGAUACAUAUGAUGAAGAACCUGAGGAAUCGGUUGACUACUUUGUAGGACCAGUCGAGAUACACAGUGAUAUUUUUCUUCCUUGCUACGCGAAGUACGAUAAGAUCUACAAAUGCCUGAAGAACGGCAGCCUUCGGCUCGAAGAGGUCGAUACUCUCUUCAAGGCCUACAGGGGCAAGUACGAAGAGCUGGCGCAGGACUUUGAUAUCAUGUGCAGAAACGACAAGUCGGAUAACAAACAGUGGAUCCAGAGAAGGGUGCAGCAGAUUGAGCAGUACCACGAGCUUCACCUGGCUGUGGAGUCUGCUCAGGUCAUCAUGUUGGUCAAGCAGACGCUCAACCUUCAAGGCAACUUCCAAGUCCUGCAGACACUGCUAGAAGUUACGCAUGAGGACUUUAAGAGGGAGCACCUGGAUCGUAUUGACAAUGACCUGAUGCAAACAAAGCUGGUUCUGGUGGACAUCACAGAGCCCCGCAGACUGUGUCUCCAGGAGCUCGGCCUCAGGAAAAAUUUUGUUAUCUGGGUUAAAGAGGCUCUUGAAGAUAUCAACGAGCUUAAAGUGUUUGUUGACCUGGCUUCCAUCUCUGCUGGGGAGAAUGACCUCGACGUGGACCGUGUGGCCUGUUUCCAUGAUGCUGUCCUGGGUUACUCUCCGAUGCUGUACGAACUGAAGCCAGACUCCGGUUUCCAGGCCUUCAAGGAGGUGCUGAAAAAGCUGUGGAGGGCAUUGGAUAAUGACAACAACCUCCCAAAGAAGCUACGUGACACAGCGCGCCACCUGGAGUGGUUGAAGACUGUGAAGGACAGCCAUGGAUCUGUGGAACUAUCCUCUCUCUCCUUAGCAUCAGCCAUCAACAGUAAAGGGAUCUACAUCAUCAGUGCCCAGAACCAAAAGAAGUUGAGCCUGGACACGGCCCUGAAACUGCAGAUCCCAGAGGAGCACGACGAGGGCCAUGAGAUGCGCCGUUACUCCCUGGAGGACCUGAGGGAACUGCAGAACAAACUCAUGCUCAUGUCUGGGAAAGGCGACCAGGGCCAGUGUGAGGUGGACCAGUUUGCAGAGGUUUUCGCCAGUGUCCAGAGGCUAGCUGUGGCAUUCAUUGCCCUGUUCACGGCAGGGAACCCCCUGUUCAGACACUGGGAGGCCAACAUCAACUGUAGUUCCCUCAGCCAAGACGCCGGCAUCUUCAUGGACUUCAACCUUGGCAGCAUUGUCAGUGAGAUUAUGGUGGAUGGCAGCAUCGUGGAGCAGCUUCCUGAGCUGUGCAGGAAGAUGGAGAAGUGUCUGAAGUACUGGAACGACUUCAUGGACAAACAGAGAUCCCACAAUUACUACCUGAGCUACUACACUGCCGAGCAGAUCGUAUACCUGUGCAGUAAGCUGACUCAGCAGAAUGUGUCGAAUUUGGAGGAACAAGUUCUCAUGAUGCUCUCCUUUGUCAAACCCAACUGCACAGCUUCCAAUCUUAGGCAAACCUGGCACACACUGCAAUACGAGAUCCUCACUAACCCACCUGUGCAAAAUGAGGACGUUGACUUCCAGACUUUUGUUGAGGUGCCGAGCGGUGUACAGGGAGGUCUGGAUUUCAUUGGAGAGUUGAAUCUCUCUUCAGACAAUCUUCCAAGUCUUGUGGAGCAUAUUAGCGGCUCAGGAAAGUUGGACUUGAUGUGGAACGCCUACAUGAGAGACAUGAAGUGUUUCCUCCCAGACACUCUCGACGUCCGAAGCUUCGGAAGACUGCUAGAAAUUCUGGCCAACAUAAGUGAUGAGAAUGAAGGAGACAUGACUGAUGAGAAGAAAUACAAAAGCAUUGAAAGAUUGAUGCCCAAGGGCCUGGCUAUCGGAAGUCCAAACCUCAUAGUUUCCCCACACGACGAGAUCCUGACGUCUUGCAUCUCCAUUUACAUGAGCAGCAAACACGAGCCGCUGCCCACAUACGACGAGGUCCUAUUGUGCAACUCCUCCACACCUUACGAGCAGGUGGAGCUGUUCCUCAGACGCUGCCUCACUGCCUGCUACAGAGGAGAGAAGAUUUACACCAUGCUCUACGGCGAUCAGCUGAGCUACGAAGUCAGCUCCAAGGUGGAGAGCUUUUUCCAGCGAAUUAAAAUGCAGAGCAGGAAGGACUACAGGCUCGUGAUCAUCUGCAGCUCGGACAGAGAGCAUGCCUACCUUCCCUCGGCCUUCAGCCAGUACAGGUUACACAUGGUGCCCCAGGAACCCCUGAGCAGCAUCCAGAGAUACCUCAACAAACACUACACGGUCCCGUCAGAUCAGAGCAGUGCUGCUGCUGUGUUCAAGGACAGAAUGUUUGUUGGAGUUGUGUCGUCCAGUAGAGCUGGAGUUGGUAAGUCCCUUUAUAUCAAGAGGCUGUAUGAAAAACUGAAACACUCCACCAAGAAGCCGUCACUGCUGAAAUGCAUCCGCUUGAUCGAGCCAAGGGUUGAUGAAAAUGUUAUUGUUCAGUCCCUGCUGACUACCCCCAAGUCGAAAGAGCUCAUCAUCUUCCACUUCGAUGUCACAUCUUCGGUGCGGAAAGGCCUCUAUGAGUUUCUCUUUAAACUGUUGGUCUUGGGAUAUUUGAUGGAUUCUGAGGGAAGGAUGUGGAAAUGCAGCAACAAGCAGCUUUAUGUCAUUGAGAUCCUACAGUCAACAGUAAACUUGCCCAGAAAUGGCCCAAGAGCGAAUGCAAGUGCCAACUCCACAUUCCUGGAUGUGUUCCCAAAUGUCUUCUGCCGCCCACCAAAAGAGGUUCUAGAUCAGGAAAUGAGGAUGCUGGAGGACCCCUCCGUUGUAAAGCUUGAAGACCCAUUCAUGGAUGACAAAGAGUUCAGGAGUGAAGCAUACCAACGACCCUACCAGUAUCUGACGCGUUUCCAUAAUCAAAUUGACCUGGACACCUUCAUGUACAAUGGGGUGGAAGGCACCUAUGUAGAAUGUCUACAGAUGCUCUUUAUGUUCUGUGGCAUAAUGGACCCAUCGUGGGCCGAGUUAAGGAAUUUCGCAUGGUUCCUAAACCUUCAACUACGAGACUGUGAGACGUCAGUCUUUUGUGAUGCCUCUUUCACCGGGGACACCCUCCAGGGAUUCAAGAACUUUGUGGUGGACUUCAUGAUUCUGAUGGCCAAGGACUUUGCCACACCGUCCCUCAGUAUCUCUGACCAGAGCCCCGGGAGGCAGCAAAUGGACCUGACUGGGGUCAGCGACGAAGACUUGGCACCCUUCCGGAUCAGAAAGCGAUGGGAGUCAGAACCACAUCCGUACAUCUUCUUCAACGAUGACCAUGUGUCCAUGACCUUCAUUGGCUUCCAUCUUCAGCCCAACGAACAGAACUCUGUUGACGCCAUCGAUCCAUCCACAAGAAGGGUGAUCAAAAGAGACAUCAUGUCCAGAGAGCUGUAUGAGGGUCUAAAGCUACAGAGAGUCCCUUUCAAUAUCGACUUUGACCAACUGCCCAGAGGGGAGAAGAUUGAACGCCUUUGCAACGUCUUGGGAAUCCAGUGGCCUCUUGAUCCUGACGAAACGUAUGAGCUCACCACUGACAAUAUACUGAAGAUGCUGGCCAUCCACAUGCGGUUCAGGUGUGGCAUCCCAGUCAUCAUCAUGGGGGAGACAGGCUGUGGGAAGACAAGGCUCAUUAAAUUCCUAUGUGAGCUUAGGAGGAGCGGAGUGGCCACGGAGAACAUGAAGCUAGUCAAAGUUCAUGGUGGAACCAGCUCAGACAUGAUCUACACCAAAAUCCGGGAAGCAGAAGCCAUUGCGGUCACCAACAAACAAGAAUACGGCUUUGACUCUGUCCUCUUUUUUGACGAAGCCAACACCACGGAAGCCAUCAGCAGUAUCAAGGAAGUCCUCUGUGAUAAUACAGUGGAGGGAGAGUGUUUGGUGCCCCAUUGCGGCUUGCAGAUCAUCGCCGCAUGCAACCCUUACAGAAAACACACUGACGAGAUGAUUCAGAGGUUGGAGUCUGCUGGACUGGGAUAUCGAGUCCGAGCUGAAGAGACUGAUGAGAAGCUGGGCUCCAUCCCUCUCCGCCAGUUGGUAUACAGAGUCCAGGCCUUGCCCCCCAGCAUGAUACCUCUGGUGUGGGACUUUGGCCAGCUCAAUGAUCACACUGAAAAAAUGUACAUCCAGCAGAUUGUCCAGAGGGUGGUUGAGACCAACACGAUCGAUAUACUAUACACCAGGUUGAUCGCGGAAGUCCUGUCUGCUUCGCAGAGGUACAUGCGGACAAGGAAAGACGAAUGUAGCUUCGUAAGUCUGAGGGAUGUAGAACGUUGCAUGCAAGCCUUUGUGUGGUUCUACAAAAACCAUGCGAUGCUGCUUGCUGAGCUAAAUCAUUAUCAGAGAAAUCAAAACGCAGAGAGGAGUGAGAGGAACCAGAGGGAGCCAGAAGCAAGAGACCCAGUCUUGUGGUCUGUAGUGAUGGCUCUGGGAGUAUGCUAUCACGCCUGCUUGGAAAACAAGGACAAGUACCGACAGAGAAUCUGCAAAUACCUCACUGAAACCUACACCCCAUUCAAAGUGAUGCAGGAGAUCUCCCUCAUGCAGGAUCUCCUUCUGAGCGGAGUGCCCUUGGGGGAAACUAUUGCACGAAACAACGCUCUGAAAGAGAAUGUCUUCAUGAUGGUUGUCUGUAUAGAGCUUAGAAUCCCCCUCUUCUUGGUGGGGAAACCUGGGAGUUCAAAAUCUCUGUCUAAAACCUUGGUGGCAGACGCCAUGCAGGGCCAAGCCGCACACUCUGACCUCUACAAAAGGCUUAAGCAGAUUCACCUGGUGUCCUUCCAGUGCAGCCCUCACUCCACACCGGAGGGCAUCAUCAACACAUUCAAGCAAUGUGGUCGCUUCCAGGAGGGGAAGAACCUGAAGGAGUAUAUAUCUGUGGUGGUGCUGGAUGAGAUUGGCUUGGCUGAGGAUUCUCCCAAAAUGCCCCUGAAAACUCUCCAUCCUCUGCUAGAAGAGGGAUGCAUCGAUGAUGAGCCACUACCUCACAAAAAGGUUGGAUUCAUCGGCAUCUCCAACUGGGCUUUAGAUCCUGCGAAGAUGAAUAGAGGCAUUUUUGUCUCACGUGGCGACCCCGACGAGAAAGAGCUGAUUGAGAGCGCUAAAGGCAUAUGCUCGUCUGACACAAUGAUUUUGGAGAAGGUCAGGGAUUUCUUCCAACCCUUUGCCAGGGCCUACCUAAACAUCUGCCGUAAACAGGGGAAAGGUUUCUUUGGUUUGCGUGACUACUACAGCUUGAUAAAGAUGGUUUUCGCAGUGACCAAGGCUUCCGAACAGAGGCCUAGUGCAGAGAAGAUCGUGGAGGCGGUCCUCAGGAACUUCAGUGGCAGGGACGACGUGGAUGCAGUCACAGUCUUCACCCAAAGGCUCCAGAAGAUACAGAUCAACCUGAAUCUGGAGAGCAUCAGCACCAUAGAUCUUGUCAGACAAAACAUUUCUGCGAUUGGCCAGGAGGACGAGUGCCGCUACUUGCUUGUUCUGACCAAGAACUAUGCAGCACUACAGAUCCUGCAGCAGACUUUUUUCUCUGAGAGCUGCCAGCCAGAGAUUAUCUUCGGGUCUAGCUUCCCCAAGGACCAAGAGUACACCCAGAUCUGCCGCAACAUCAACAGAGUCAAGAUCUGCAUGGAAACCGGUCGAACCGUCGUGCUCCUGAACUUGCAGAACCUCUACGAAAGUCUCUACGAUGCUCUGAACCAGUACUACGUCUGCUUGGGAGGACAGAAGUACGUUGACCUGGGACUGGGGACACAUCGUGUCAAAUGCAGAGUACACAAAGACUUCAGGCUCAUUGUCAUUGAGGAGAAAGAGGUGGUCUACAAACAGUUUCCAAUCCCUCUCAUCAACAGGCUUGAGAAGCACUAUCUGGACAUCCAUACAGUUCUCAAGGAGGAACAAAGAGCAGUUGUUGUGGAGUUGGAGAAAUGGGUUGGGCAGUUUGUGGCCCUCAAUAACCAACACUCCAUGGCCCCCCAGACAUACAAGUACCUACCUCCUGACGUUUUCAUUGGCUACCAUUCCGACACGUGUGCUUCGGUGGUCCUCCAAAUGACAGAGAAACAAAGGGGAGAGACAGACAUUUCCGACCCCCAAAGAAGAGUCCUGGACGAGGCCAAACUGAUCCUUCUGAACUGUGCCACUCCGGACUCGGUGGUUCGGCUGGACUGCACUGGUCUCCCCAGGGUGGAGAGUGAACAUCUGGCCAGGAUCUACUUUGAGGACCAGAAGCACAGCUCUUUGGCCGACUUCAUCUUCUCUCACACUCAACAGGACGAGCAGUGCCAUUCCUCCUUCACAGAGGUGACUACCUUUUCCAGACUUUUAACAGCAUCAGAUGUUGGACCACUGGAAGAGGUUGUGACCAAUGUCGAGCUUCUCUCUCUUCAGCAGUUUGACACGGAGCACUCCUUCCUCAAGAAGAUCAGUCAUUUCCUCACAUCUGGAAAUGGGAGAGAGAAUACAUCUGGCAACAAAAUACUGAUCAUUCAGUCAGAUUUUGAUGAAGCGUCGCAUAGUGCAAAUCUCAUUGCCUCCGCCAAAUAUUCUGCCAUCAAUGAAAUCAACAAAUCAAGGCAAGAGGAGAUGGGAGGCAAGGUCUUCGUCUACUUCAUUACUAAAUUGCCGAGAAUGGAAGGAGGGACAUCCUAUGUCGGAUUUCAUGGAGACCCCUGGAGGUCGGUUCAUAUUGAUGACCUCAGAAGAUCGAAAGAUAUUGUGUCAGAUAUCAAAGCCUUGAGAAACCUUACCAUCAGUCAACUGUUUGAGGAGAAAAAGGAUGAGCCUGAAGCUAUGGAGGUAGAUGACAUGUACACUGAGACAGAGCAACAGGAACAUGAAGACCAAACAAGCUGGGGGAGUGUUGUGGACACCACGGCGCUGGUACGUAGCUGUGUGCAGAGUGCAGUGGGCAUGCUCAGAGACCAGCUGGAGGGCGGAGUCCGUAGCACCAGGAGAGUGGAGAUCCUGCUCACACUCCUGACUGACAACCAACAAAUAAGAGCUGAAUUUCUGAGGACCGUGAAGAGACGUCUUCACUCGUUGCUGUCGACCCAUGAUGACAACACGCUCAAACUGUGCUCAAAUAACUGGGUCAUCAAGGAGGCGUCCAACAUUGACGCACUGCAGGAAGGAGGGACAUUCAGACACACCCUAUGGAAAAGGGUGCAGGCUGUGGUUAUUCCCUUCUUGGCCCAGCUGGUCUCUGUCAUCGACCGCGACCGCAACCUGGACAUUCUGCUGGACUCCAACUCUGGAGAGGCGGUUAAGAAACUCUGGUUGGACAUCUUUGGGAACGACAAACUACUCGAGGUUCCCUACACAAGACUGGACCUCAAUUCAGAGUCAAAGACCAUCCUGGUCCAGAACUACAUUGGGCUGGACAAGAACAUCGGCUGCAUCAUGCCCUUCAGCUGGAGGAUCAGGGACUACCUGGAUGAACUCUGGGUCCAUGCUCUCCAGCAUGAAGGUCACACUCAGGGCCAGUUUGAGGAGUUCUUUAGGAAGACCCCACUGGGCCGCUACAUCUCAGAGGCAGACCCGGAGAUGCAGGCUGAGUUCUUCCACAGGUACCUGCAAGAUUUCAUCUCCAUGACCAUGAGUGUGACCUGUCAGGAGGAUCUGCAGCUCCUUUGCGGUGCCUUGACCUGUUGUGUGAACGAGCUGCGGCUGCGUCACGAUGACGUCAUGGGGAAGGAAGUGACCUCGCUGCCCUGGGUCCACGCUGCCUACCAUGAGUUUAAGAACCGCCUGCAGAACCUGUCCAGGAUGAUCAGCAUGGAGCCCCAGUUGGCCCAGGUCCUCCGGGGGAACACACAUGCCAGAGAGGGGGAUGAGCUGGUGCUGGACGUGUAUGCGGCCGUGGCCUGUGUAGAAUACCUGGAGCCCCAGGCCCUGGACACGGACGGCCAGCGGCUGGUCUGGCUCAGACAGGUCAAGAGGCUCCAGGUUCCCAUCGAGUUGGUCUGCUCCGAGGAGAAUCUGAGACACUAUAAGGACAGGAGCAUGGCCAUGGUCCACAGAGUUCAGACCGGGUGGAACCGCAUCGUCACCUUGUCUCUGUUUGUGGAGCACAUGUUACUGGGCAUCGAGGCGGUGGAGAAGAAGCUGAAGCCUCUGGUCUUGGAGCACACCAGAGGGUUGUGCCAGAUCCUGGAGAAGGACUCUGACCUGAAAAUGAAGAAGCCGUUUGAGGCAGUGAUCGGUAUACUGAAAGCCUGCAAAGACGGAGCAAUGGAGUGCAUUUUCAGGUUUGGCCUCCAGCCGUGCCCUGUGUGUAUGAGCGACCCCCAUGACCCCCUGAGCCUGCCGUGUGACCACAUCUACUGCCUGGUCUGCAUCAGACAGUGGCUGGUCCCAGGUCAGAUGUUCUGUCCUCUCUGCAUGCAGGCUGUGCCAGACGACUUCGCUCUCAGGCCCUCUGAAGACAUAAGAGUUCUGAUCAACCAGACAGCCCGCUUCAGGAAGCAGUGCAACGCCUUCUUCAUAGACCUGGUCUCAACAGUGUGCUUCAAGGACAACUCUCCCCCCUGCAGUGCCAUCAUCCUCCACCUGCUCUCCUUCCUCAUGGUGGAGGUCCACUCUGUGCCCAUCAUCAGAGGUGCUCAUCGUCAGAUUCUGACCAAGGCCCUCUCUCCCUUUGACGACUCUGUUGACAAAAACCCAGUAGUUCGGUCGGUUGUUCUCAAACUCCUGCUCAAAUACAGCUUUGAUGACGUGAAAGACUACCUGCAGCAGCACCUGACAGCAGUUGAACAGAGCAACAUCUUGGAGGAAUCAGACAAGAAGGAACUGUAUUGUCUGUAUAUCAACUGUCUGGAGGAUUCCAUGUUUGAGCGGAUGCAGUGCCACACGGCGGCGGAGCAGCAGGCCUGCAUGCAGGAUGAGAGGGUCUUCCUGGGGGACUUCCUGCAGUUGGAUGCCGGCCACGCAGCCACCGUAGAGUACCUGCAGCAGGUGGCCAGGGUGCGCAUGGGGCUGGACAGGGCUGCAGACCUGCUGGUCCACAUGCUGUCUGCUGCCACAGGAUCGCAGGAGGAGUCUCCUAACGGCGUUGCGGCCUUCCUGACCAGUGUGGUAGAACUGUGUAGACGCAGCGGGAAUGACUGGUACCGGGUCUACCUCAUCCGUAAGAUCUGCAGCCAGCGCGGCGUGGAGUUUGUUCAGACACUCCUGAAGGUGGCUGACAUCCGGUGGUUGUUCCCUGCUGAAGUUCUGCAGCAGAAUGAAGAUGGCAGCCAGAUAGACCAAUAUCUUGUGUGUGGAGAGCAUUACAAGACGAUCCGAGAUGCUGUUGCCAAGGCAAUGAUGGAAGGCAAACUCGAGGGAUUGGACAACGCUUGUGAGGGCUGUAAAUGUCCUCCACAGAAGAAGGCAGUCUACCUGCUCCUGGCCCUGUUCAGAGAAGUCACCUCUCUCUACAGAUCAGCCAAUGACAGCUUCCAUCCUAAACCUGUGCAAUGCCAGGCCCUGUUGGCAUUCAUCCAGGCCUCCAAGGUGCUGGUCAGCCCAGAGGUGAGGGCCUUCGCCCAGGCCCUGGUGGCCAACCGGCUGGGGCCCCUGGAGGUCCGUCCCGGGGCCUCUGGGGCCCAGUGUGUGGUGGUGGAGCUGAGCGUUCACCUGGCUGCAGUGCUGCUCUGUGGGAACCAGGGUCUACUGACGCCCCUCCAGCAGCUGGCACUACUUCCUGCCAACAUGCAGAGAGCCUUCCUCCCCACCAUGCCAGAGGACAUGCUAGCAGUGGCUCACAAAGCUAUGGGGCAGCUGCAGUGGUACUUUUGUCCCAACAAUCACCCGUGCACCAUCGGUGAGUGUGGCCAGCCCAUGGAGAGGAGUCGCUGCCUGGACUGUGGCCUUGAGAUUGGAGGGGACAACCACAUAGCAGUCCCUGGCUUCCAAGCCGUUCAGAUUCAGGGUGACCGCACCCAGACCGGCCACAUCCUGGGAGAGCCCAGGCGGAGAGACAACCUGGACAUGCAGGACACCAAGAACAUGUCCCCAGUGCCCUUUAACCUGCUGCGCCUGAUCACACACAUGGCCAUGCUGCUAGGGGCCAGCAGUCACCCCCAGGUCAUCGGUGCCAUCAUCAAGCCCCCAGUGCCCGACCCCGGUGCGUUCCUGUGGGCCCACCUGUUGAAGGACAUGGAGCAGGUGACCAGGUCGCUGGGCAAGGGGUCUGACGACACGGUCAACACCGUCCACCUGGUCAUCAGCAGCCUUCUGGAGCCCCACCAGCCUGGCCAGUGGCCUGUUCCCUAUGACAACCUGCUCUCCACCAAGGAGGCCCGAAACGGCUGGGAGACCACCGUCAGCAAUGACAUCAUCACACCUCAGCUGAAGCACCUGGACAGGCGGCUGAAGGAAGUGAACGCCUUCGUCCGGGCCGACUUACGGGUCUCCUCCAACCCUGUGAUGAGGCUGGUGUUCGGGGACCCGCGCCUCUUCCUGGCCUCUCUGCCCCGGGAGUCUCUGAUCCACAGUUCGGCUGUGUGGAGCUGCAGGGAGCGGGUGUCUCUACUCAGCCUCACCCACAUCGUGGAGCAGCACAACGGCAGGGACACUCUGCCCAUGCUCUGGCGGUUCCUGCAGAGGGAGGCAGAGCUGCGGUUGGUGAAGUUCCUUCCUGACAUCCUGGCACUGCAGAGAGAUCUGGUGAAGAGGUUCCAGAACGUGACUGACCUCACCUGCCGUACCAUCGCUGACUUCCUUCACAGCCAGAAAGCAGCCUCCCUCACAGCCUGGUACGAGGAACGGGUCAAAAUCUUCCUGACAACAUGGAAUCAGCUCCGGGUCUCCCUGGCAACCAACGGUGAGAUUAAAAUCCCUGGCGAGUUCUGCCGGGAGGACCUGGACCUGACCAGUGACUUCCUGGUUCUGUUGCCACGGCGACAGGGUCCCGGCCUGUGUUCCACGGCGCUGGUCAGCUACCUCAUCGCCCUGCACAACGAACUGGUCUACUGCGUGGACAAGCACACUGGAGAGGAGACCAGCUACACGGUGAGUCCGGCGGACCUGAGCGACCUGCACGUGAUCCGCUACGAGCCGGAGAGGGAUCUGCUGCCCUUGGUUCUGUCCAACUGCCAGUACAGUGUGGAGCGUGGCCAGGAGGCCCUGCACGAGUACGACCUGCCCAAGAUCCAGCAGCAGAUCCUGGCCCGCUUCCUGCAGGGAAAGCCACUCAUCACCCUCAACGGAAUCCCAACCCUGGUGAACAGACAUGACCGCAAUUAUGAAAAUAUCCUCAAGGACGUGAAAGGAAAGGUUCAACAGGAGCCCCUGCCCAUCCUGACCCUGUCGGCGCUGGCCGGGGAGCUGCAGUCGUACAGCGAGGUGUGUGAGGCGCUCUCCACCGUGGAGGUGGCUCUGGGCUUCCUGGCCAUGACGGGAGGCGAGCCCCAGCUGCAGCUAGAGCGCUACCUGGAGGAGGUUCUGCAGAUGGGAGACCAGACUGGCCCACACAUCCUCAAGGCCCUGAGCAGGUGUAGUCUGAAACACUGUGUGGCCCUGUGGCAGCUCCUCACCUCCCUCAAGUCUGAGAACAUGCUGCGCCUCAAGAGGGACCCGUUUGUGGGGGUGUCAGAGGAAUACAGGAAUCCCCUGGGAGAUGAAGAGCGGAGGCUACUCACUACGUUCUUCACCAAGAGCAGCGCUGAUUCGCUCCUGCUGGAGAUGCACGAGUUUCUGCUGCUGGUCCUGAAGAGCCCCCGUGCCCCCGACACAUACAGGCCUGACUGGGGCCUGAAAGACACCCUGGUGUCCUACAUGGAGCGGAAAGACCUUGACGUUCCCCAUGACGUGGACGAGUUGUUCCCCGGAGAGAUCAACCUGGCUCAGUACAUAGAAGCCUGGAAGUUCACCGUGGCCUUCAAACAGGAGCGCUGCCAGAGAUAGCUCAACCACCUCCUCACUGAUUUUACUCUGCCUUUGGCUAUGUCCCACAUGGAUCCCUAUUCCCUACAUAGUGCACUGCUUUUUUCUCCCUGAAGAGUCAAACAUCAUUUUCAUACUUUUAUUGGUUUUUAGACAGGACAGUAUGAAGUCAGGGGGACAGACUAUGUUGGAGGAAUGACAAGUCGGAAGGGAGCAUAGCCAAAGCUCCAACCCCCAGACUCCGCCAAUGUAGUGCACUACUUUUGACCGACCAGGUUGGGGUGCCAUUUCAGAUGCAGACUUUGUACAGACUUUAUAGUACCAGUAUACUGUAUGUAAGGGCCACAGAUAUGUUUACAAUCACGUUUAAGAAUAGACUUAUAUGAUAUAGAUGCAUUUGUUUUACACAGUGGAACAUGCAAUGAGUGCCUUUUGGGAAAUGCACUUGUAAAUUAAGUUUCAAAGUGCCAGCAGGCAGGUUCUACUCAUGUACAAUACCUAUAAACUGUAUAAUUCUGGUAUCUAAAAGGUCAAAUGUGAUUUGUACAAUGACUGAAGGGGAGGAAAUUACGAAAGCUGUAGUUAGCAAAUAUUUGUCCAUUUGUUUUAUUAGUUGAUAAAUAUGCAAAUCCAGUGGAGGCAGCUGAGAGGAGGAUGGCUCAUAAUGGCAGGAACGGAGCGAAUGGGAUGGCAGCAGACACAUGGAAACCACCUGUUUAUGUAUUUGAUACCAUUCCACCUAUUCCUCUCCAGCCAUUACCACAAGCCCGUCCUCCCCAUUUCAGGUGCCACCAACCUCCUGUAAUGCAUAAAAUGUUUGAUUGCUGAUGGUCUUGUGUGCAUUUUUCCAAUGUGAAUUUCUCUGUCACGUAGUGGAGGGAAAGACUGAAUUCUAUAUCGCUAGACAUUUGGUCUUCGACUCAGGGAUGCAACCAGGUGAGAUGUUGGACUAUAAAUCUGGUGUCUGACAUUUUUAUCUUAACCAAACAGCAAUCAAGAAAAUAAUCAAGAUUUAUCAUAGGUGAUGUUAUCUAAUGGGGGAAAUGAGUUGGCACAUUUCUGAAGCUACCUUGUUAUUAAUAUCUACGGUGUCCCCAAUGGAAAAGUAGGUUUUAAAAUUCACUUUGGCCGUUUAGGGCCACCGUAGAUAUCUAUUUACAUGGCUUUGCCUCAAGUGGUAUGUUUUGUUCUUUCAUAACGGACUCAUCCUCAAUCAUCUACUCAAAAAUGGCAUGACAGUUUCCACUUUCAGAAUCACUGCCUUGCAGAAUAAACCAUGCCCAUUGUAUUUUGCAGUUUAAGUUCCUCUUGUUGAACUUAAAGUUGGACCAAAUGUUGUUUCUGUGUUCCAUUUUAUUGCUGAAGAGCGUGACAUGCAGUGAUUAUUACGUGAAAACAAAAUAAAUUGUUUGCCUCUCAGCAAAUUUUUCUUUGUU
Messenger RNA from Salvelinus fontinalis (brook trout), 17501 nucleotides. RefSeq names its product ring finger protein 213a (gene rnf213a). The record is from RefSeq and is a predicted model, not a curated record. Gene Ontology annotation, molecular function: metal ion binding; ubiquitin-protein transferase activity; ATP hydrolysis activity. Bases 109 to 16086 code for a protein of 5325 amino acids. NCBI's taxonomy places the organism in Eukaryota, Metazoa, Chordata, Actinopteri, Salmoniformes, Salmonidae. The transcript is spliced from 67 exons. Gene Ontology annotation, cellular component: cytosol; membrane; nucleolus. Gene Ontology annotation, biological process: sprouting angiogenesis; ubiquitin-dependent protein catabolic process; negative regulation of non-canonical Wnt signaling pathway.